AUGGCGGCGGCGGCUCCGUCGCCGCUCACCGGGGUGGGCUGGGCCGCGGGGCCCGAGGCCGUCCCGCCGGGCUGGACCGCGAUCACGGUGACGGCGGAGGGCGCGCCCGCCGUGGUGGGCAAAGGCUUCGGGCACCGCGGCGGAGGGUGGUACCUGUGUGUGCGUCCCGCGGCAGCGCAGCCCCCGCCGUGCCCGGUGGUGACGGACGUGCUGGUGCUGAGCGAGCGGAGCCCGCAGCCCCCCGGCUACACCCGCGCCCCCGAGUUCCCUGAACCCCGAACCGGCGUUUCCCGGAGGAAAAGGCUCCUGGUGAAGCUGGAGCAGCCGAGCGAGGCCGCGGCGGUGCUGGAGCUGCAGCUCAGCUCCAAGGGCAAAGUCCUGCCCCUCUACACCAAAAUCGGGGAAAUGGGGGGUUUCGCCAUUUGGUGCAAGAAGGGGCCAGUUGGGCCCCAGCCCAGCCCCAGAACGAGGCCGCUCAGCACCGGGAUGGAGAAGCUCUCGCUGCAGCCCCCCAGGUACGGCCCCCCCCUCCAUCCAGCACCAAAGGCCGCUCCCAUCCCGAAUCCCUGCCUGACCCCUCCGGGAUCUACGGCCUCUCAGCCAUGGACGGAGUUCCCUUCGCCCUCCACCCCAAGUUCGAGCCCAAGCUCAGCUCUGGCCCCGCUCCAAUUCUGGCCGACCUGACAGUGAAAUCCCUCGCUGACAUCGAGCAGGAGUACAAUUAUGGAUUUGUGGUGGAAAGGACAGCGGCGGCUCGGCUGCCCCCAGGCACCUGAGCCCUUCCAGGCGACAUUCCAAAGGGAAUUCCAGAGCCUUGGAGCUGCUCCAGGAGGAAAUAAACCUGUUUCUCUACCUA
Corapipo altera (White-ruffed manakin) is the source of this 856-nucleotide messenger RNA. It is a transcript of the gene MVB12A, whose product is annotated as multivesicular body subunit 12A. NCBI's taxonomy places the organism in Eukaryota, Metazoa, Chordata, Aves, Passeriformes, Pipridae. Gene Ontology annotation, biological process: regulation of epidermal growth factor receptor signaling pathway; viral budding; receptor catabolic process. The record is from RefSeq and is a predicted model, not a curated record. Gene Ontology annotation, cellular component: cytosol; ESCRT I complex. Bases 1 to 684 code for a protein of 227 amino acids. The transcript has 9 exons.